Molecule: messenger RNA, 351 nt
Organism: Cladophialophora yegresii CBS 114405
Lineage: Eukaryota; Fungi; Ascomycota; Eurotiomycetes; Chaetothyriales; Herpotrichiellaceae
Exons: 2
Coding region: 1-351 (116 amino acids)
Source: RefSeq, a predicted model, not a curated record
AUGAAUAACCUGCGCGCUGGAGCAGAAUUGAUCGGAGAGGCCUCACACUUGAUCAGAGGCGACUUCUCUUUCGACGACGUGGGCGAAGCACGCCACCUCCUCGCGGGCGCGACGUCGUUCUUCCGCUCCCUCAAACACCAGUACGAGGGCGAUUACGACGAGGGGUUGCGCCACGCGGACGACGAUUUCCGACGGGAGUGGGGCUGGGAGGAGGAUAAGUCCGUGUUUAUGCUCUCGGGGUGCAAGGACGAGCAGACGUCGGCGGAUGCUUUCAUCAACGGGCGGCAUGUUGGUAAGUCACAAGUGGGCACGUCACGGUGGCUGACCGAUGGUGAAGCGUGGCGGUUCUGA